This is a messenger RNA of Pneumocystis jirovecii RU7, 1722 nucleotides long. RefSeq lists its product as uncharacterized. The transcript has 8 exons. NCBI's taxonomy places the organism in Eukaryota, Fungi, Ascomycota, Pneumocystomycetes, Pneumocystales, Pneumocystaceae. Bases 1 to 1722 code for a protein of 573 amino acids. Gene Ontology annotation, cellular component: P-body. Gene Ontology annotation, biological process: deadenylation-independent decapping of nuclear-transcribed mRNA; P-body assembly. The record is from RefSeq and is a predicted model, not a curated record. Gene Ontology annotation, molecular function: mRNA binding.
AUGGAAAAACAAUUUAUAGGACUCAAAAUUGAAGUUAUAUUAAAUGAUAAUACAGUUGUCCAAGGACAAAUGACAGGCGUUGACUCUGUUAAUCGUUGUCUCUUUCUUAAAAAUAUUUUCUUUAAGUCAACUGGGAAAUAUAUGCAUGAAAUGCGUAUAGAUGGCUCCAAUAUUAAAGAUUUGAAUUUUAUAUCAUCUUUUAAUACAAAAAAAAAGAAAAAAAAAACUUCUACUCCUCUUAUAGAUCCUGCAAUUAUUUCUACGUCUAAUCAUAUGCAAAAUUUAUCCUUUCAGGAAUCGUCAUUUUCUUCAAAAAAAUCGAAAAAAGAUCCAACAUUGCUUUCUUUAUCACCUCAUUUGCAUGAAAAGUCUGGUAAUUUUGAGUUAAAUUAUUCUAAGUCAAAAAAUACUUCAAAUAAGUAUGUUUAUAAAACAUAUAAUCACAAAAAAAAAAAAUUCACCAAUGCUAUGCAAAAGGAUUGUUGUCAAUUCAAGCAUGUAGAUCAUGAUGAUUGGAUUAAUGAAGAUGUUAAUAAGUAUCGUGAUGAGGAAUUUGAUUUCCAAGGGAAUCUUGGAAGAUUUGAUAAACAUAAAGUAUUUUCAGAAAUUCGGAAAUCAAAUAUAAUGGCAUCAGCUCUAGGGCCUACAUCUAACAAAUGUUCAUCUAAAACUGAGCUACUUAAUGAUAUAGCUGUAUCUACUAUGCCUACAAAAAAAAAAAAAUCAUUAAUUGAAAAUAAUCAUUCCAUAUUUAAGACAAAUGGAGAUGAAAAUAAACUUAAUAGUGAAUUUUUUCAUUCGAAUCGCAUACUAUCUAGUGGAUAUGAUAAAAGUUCUGCUCAACAAAAAAUAUAUAAUCAUAACUUCAAUAGUCAGCAAUCCUUAUCUGGUUUUGAUAAAGUUAGUAGGAAGAUUAAGAAAUUACGAAAUAUAAAAAAUAAUCUAGAGUGUCCUUGUAUAAAACCAUCUAAGAUGAUUGAAGCUGAAUAUAUUUCAACUCUUAAUACUGGUAUUUCAAAUGAAAUGGUAAUAGAAAAUGCCGCGAGAGGAAUAUCAUUUCUAGUUGCUCGACUUUUAAAUGAUUUUUCUAAAUCCAAUCAAAAGAGAAAUAACUCUUUUACUGUGAUAAUUUUAGCAGGUAAUAAUCAAACAGGAACAUAUGCUACUGCUGCUGGAAGACAACUAUGCAACCAUGGAAUAAAAGUUAUAACUGUUAUUGUUAAUGAAAAUAUGGAAAAACAAAUGCUAACUAGUUUGCAAAAUUUUUCAGAUGCAGGAGGGAAGAUUGUUUCAACAGAUGAAUUAUUUAGGAUUUCUAAAUCAUUUCAAACUCCUGAAUUAAUUAUUGACGCCAUUUUUGGUUGUCAUUGUUCUUUGGCAGAUAUAGUCGAUGAUAAUGUUCGAAAUAAAAUUCACUGUCUUAUUGAGUGGGCUAAUCAAUCUGAAUCAAAUGUUAUAUCAUUGGAUCUACCGAGCGGUUUAGAUAUCGUUACAGGCAUUCCUGUUUCUCCGCCUUAUUUUCUAAAGUCUAAAUGGGUUUUAUCUCUUGGUCUUCCCAAAACAGGACUUCUUUUUGCUCUUAGAUCAAAAUACGUAACAAAAGACUUAUUUUUAGCUGAUAUAGGAAUUUCUCGGAAAGUUUGGAAAAAACUAGGUAUUGGGAAACGAGUUAAAACGUUGUGGAUAGGUCAAGAUUGGAUAAUAAAAAUGAGCUUUUCAUAG